GGCCGCCAGCCCCACACGGCCGCCAGCCCCGCUCCGCGGCCAGCCCCGCUCCGCGGCCAGCCCCACACGGCCGCCAGCCCCACACGGCCGCCAGCCCCACACGGCUACCAGCCCCGCUCCGCCGCCGGCCCCGCUCCGCCACCAGCCCUGCCCGCGCAACUUCGGCUCGCCGGCAGCCUGGCGCUGCCGCCGUGCGCUCCUCCUGCCCUCUGCCCGGCGCAUAGCGCUGCCAGGCGGCUCCUGAUCGGGAAAGCUGGAAAGAAGGAAAGCUGGCUGGAAUGAUGGGGAUGUAUUUAACGAUUCGAGUUCUGGAUCAAACUUAAAGUCAGUUUCUUGCUCGGUGCGCUGGAAAGGUCACCUUGUCUUGCUGGAAAAGAAGAAAACUCUCAGCUCUGCUGCUUUUGGUGUAACAGCUUCCACGUGCAUUCCUAAAUGUUCCUAACUAGUUAGGCUGUCGGGCUUUACACACGAGUAUACUCAUGGUAGAUGAGAAAGGAAAGAACAUGAAAUGUCUCACCUUCUUCUUGAUGCUUCCAGAGACGGUCAAAAACAGGUCUAAGAAGAGCUCUAAGAAAGGAAAUAGCAGCGGCAGUAGCAACAGCAAAUUGCCUCCAGUUUGCUAUGAAAUCAUUACCUUGAAGACCAAAAAGAAGAAGAAGAUGGCUGCUGAUAUUUUUCCCCGAAAGAAACCAGCUAACACUAAUACAACUGCUGUCCAGCAGUACCAUCAGCAAAAUCUCAAUAACAACAACACUAUUCCUGCACCUAAUUGGCAAGGACUUUAUCCAACCAUCAGAGAGAGAAAUGCAGUGAUGUUCAACAAUGACUUGAUGGCAGAUGUUCAUUUUGUGGUCGGGCCACCAGGUGGGACCCAGCGGCUGCCGGGACACAAAUACGUCCUGGCUGUUGGGAGCUCUGUAUUCCACGCGAUGUUUUACGGAGAGCUUGCUGAGGACAAAGAUGAAAUCCGUAUACCAGAUGUUGAGCCUGCUGCUUUUCUUGCAAUGCUGAAGUACAUCUAUUGUGAUGAGAUCGAUUUGGCUGCAGACACUGUCCUGGCCACUCUUUAUGCUGCCAAGAAGUACAUUGUUCCUCACCUGGCCCGCGCCUGCGUCAACUUCCUCGAGACGAGUCUGAGUGCAAAGAAUGCCUGUGUGCUGCUCUCCCAGAGCUGCUUAUUCGAGGAACCGGACCUGACCCAGCGCUGCUGGGAAGUGAUUGAUGCCCAAGCUGAGCUCGCUUUGAAGUCUGAGGGGUUCUGUGACAUUGAUUUUCAGACACUUGAAAGCAUUCUCCGAAGGGAGACUCUGAAUGCCAAAGAAAUUGUUGUUUUCGAGGCAGCUCUGAACUGGGCUGAAGUGGAGUGCCAGCGCCAAGAGCUGACGGCCACCAUAGAGAACAAGCGCAAGGUGCUGGGCAAGGCUCUCUACCUGAUCCGCAUCCCUACCAUGGCCCUCGACGACUUCGCCAACGGUGCUGCUCAGUCCGGAAUCCUGACUCUCAACGAAACCAAUGACAUCUUCCUGUGGUACACGGCUGCCAAAAAGCCGGAGCUGCAGUUUGUCAGCAAGCCCCGGAAGGGCCUUGUCCCUCAGCGCUGCCACCGCUUCCAGUCCUGCGCUUACCGCAGCAACCAGUGGCGCUACCGGGGCCGCUGUGAUAGCAUCCAGUUUGCUGUUGAUAAGAGAGUGUUUAUUGCUGGCUUUGGGCUCUACGGCUCCAGCUGUGGGUCGGCAGAGUACAGUGCCAAGAUUGAACUGAAGCGACAAGGGGUUAUCCUGGGCCAGAACUUGAGUAAAUACUUCUCGGAUGGUUCUAGUAACACUUUUCCUGUGUGGUUUGAAUAUCCAGUGCAGAUUGAGCCUGACACCUUUUACACAGCAAGCGUGAUUCUGGAUGGUAACGAACUCAGCUAUUUUGGACAAGAAGGAAUGACAGAAGUUCAGUGUGGGAAGGUGACUGUUCAGUUUCAGUGUUCCUCGGACAGUACAAAUGGCACGGGGGUACAGGGAGGGCAAAUUCCCGAACUCAUAUUUUAUGCUUGAAUGGGAGUGUGUGGCUGCAAAGCAUUUUGCUAUGAAGAACCUGUCUGGUUCAGGCCUACUGACACUUAGCUUUUUAUCUGCAGAUAUGUGAUCAGUACAGGGAAUAGGUAACUAAAUGCUGUGGGCAAGUUCCUGGCUUGCUGUACUUGUAGCAUCGUUGGUGAUUAAGUGUAAUAUUUAAACUGGAAGCUCUUAGAAACAAGCGAGUUUUAAAGGCUUUGUAAGAGGGGUGCCUGUUUGCUGGUGAUGCUGACCUUUUCUUUGAUGCACCUGUGAAUCACCAGAGGAUGUCCCCCUCUUGUAUCUCACUAAACAUUGUCUUCAUUGAUCUGUUUUCUCUUUCUCCAUUUUCUGCUUUCUGCUUGUAUUGGGGAGGUAGGGAUAGAAAAUGAAGAGCUUUGUUUUAUAGCUCUCUCUGCUGUCUGCUCUGCAGACUUUGGAGAUUCCAGUAAACCAAGCUGCUUUUGACAACAGGGGCUGAAAGAAGUCCUUCAGUUAUAAGCAGAAAAAGCGCAAGUUUAAACCUUUAUCCUGUGAGAUUCUCCUGCAGCCAGUUGUUUGGGAUGGCUCCAGGGGAAUAUGGGGAGAAGGAAGCAUCUUUGAGGAAGCUCCAGGGCAUGCUGACCAUGUCCCCAGUGCAUGGACAUGCUCACAGUGAGGAAGGGAUGUAGGCUUGGCUAGUUACCCUUGGAGUUCAUUUUCUAGGAAUCCCACCAUGAAGGUGAGGAAGUACUUGCACAUGUUCAAAUUGUAUAUGCAGCUCUUGAAACUCUACUCCCAUGACCCAGCUUUGGCUAUGUCAGACUUGAUUCUUUAAAUGGCACUUCUCUGAACCCUUGCUAAAUAAAUGGGAAUUAAUACCAAUCAUCUGAUGCAGGAUAAUUUUUUGUUUGUUUUGGGUGGCUUGUUUUUCUUCCUAAAAACAUGGUAGAGGCAGAUUUUAGACGAACAAAAGAAUGUAUCAAUCUUGACUUCGAUUUUUUUCUGUAAUAUGAGGGGGUUUUUUUCUUUUUAUUACCAGUUGAAAUUUAGACAAAGACAGAAGAUUCUCAGCUGUGGUCAUACUACACUUAGUGUAUGUUAUCAGAUAGCAGUGAGGGGGAAGAAGUCUCCUCUAAUGUGUUAUUGUUGGAGCUCUUGCAACUGCUUAUGGUUACACAUCAAUCAGAGGAUUAUGUGGUAUGGAACCUUUUCCUUGCCUGAGUUUUUUUCCCCCCAAACUUCCUGUUACAUGUCUGUACCAUUUUUGCAAAAGUAUGAGGGAUACUCCUUGUAUGAGGGAAGGAAACCAGUAUAAAUAAGAACUACAGGUACUACUUAAACAUAAGAAAAUCCUUCAUCACUGCACUGGGACAGUUGUUCCUCAAAGGCUACGCUGCCCAUUGUAAAGCAUCUCAUUCUUGCUUCACCUCCGAAGUGGGUUCUGUUUGUUGCGUACGUUUUAACAAAAGGAGAGGACCAAAUGAUUCUUUAGACUGGCUGAAGAUUAAUGUUACAGUAUAUCAACACAUUAACGUAGCAUAACCCUAAAUUCACUUGUCAGUUCUGUAAUAAAAAUGUUUUUCUCAUAUGAUUUCUUACCAGUUUAAUACUAUUACUCUAAGUGUUGCUUGACGGUUGGAAUACUGGCCCGUGGCCAUCGGAAAGUGCCAAUACAUCUUUGCAGUGUCCAAAAUACCAUCUGAAGUAAGGAAAACUGGAGUGUAGUCAUCAAACACUUUAUGGCCAAAGCCCAGAUCUUCUUUCUAGGUAAUGAAAAGAGAGCCAGGUAAAAAAGUACCCUGCAGGAUUUAUGCCUUUCACCCAUCUUAGCGUUUAAUGUUUUAUAUACACACAUACAUGUGUGUGUAAGCAGUGCUCUUUCUGAAAUGUAAAUACCCUCAAAAUACAUAGAAAAAGGUUUUGUUUUUUGUAACAGAUGUACAUAAUCCAGACUGCUCGUGAAAUCUAAACAGAAUGCUCCAUGGAAAACUCCCAGAGAGAGAUUUAAAAAAAACUCUAGUCAUUUAUAUUUAGAUCUGCAGCUGAAAAUAGGCAAGAGUAUAAAUGGUAUGGAGUGGAGAAAGAGUUGCUGAAGAGAUCGUAAAAAAGAAUCUGAGAUUGUGAUGAGGUAAUGGUCAUUUACUUUUAGACAACAUCUGAGCGGCAGUUCCAUUUAUUUAGAUAAAUUUCAAAGCAGAGAAAGAUGCUAAUCAGCUGAUUAAGUUUUCUUACAGCAAGUGGCUGAUGCAGACGUAAUUACACUGAGUGAUGAUCAGAUUGACAAGUUGUGGUAGCAAGCUGCAUUCCAAUUUGGUUGGUAAAAAACCCAUGUGCCACAGCUGGUGGGACAAGUCAGAGAGUGCUGCGUUGGUGUAACUAGUCUCGGGUUCUCAGUUUUAAUUUAUUCUUUGUUUUGACUUACCUGCAAACAAACGUGACGUAUCUGCUACGUUCACUGGCUGGAAGAGAAGUUCAGAGAUCAGAAUACUCUGUAGCUGUAAUACGUAGAAAAUGAGCUGUUACUUAAUUAUUGUUCUUAUUUGAUUCUUUUACGAAGUCUUUUUGAUGAAGUAGGAUGAAAACAGCCUCUAGCUUAAUUCCUCUGAGUCCAUUCCAGGUUUUAGGAGCUGGUGCAGGGAAAGGUUUCCAGUGUGGGUCAUCAAACAAAGGCACCCAAAACACCUUUUGAUGCUCACAGUGUGACUUGCUUCUGAGCACUUCGUGAUGCUAACAAGUACUGGGAUGUAAGAAGGUGAGCAGUGCCACUCACCUUAGGACAUCAGAGCACUUGAGUAGGUGUCUGAAUGUGGAUUUGGUCGGUUUAGCAGAAGCACCCAAGCUUGAAUACAUUGAUUGACAUUUCGCAAGCAUCAGCCAUAUAUAUCAGCCUGGAAUGUAAACGUCAUGUCAAUAGAGAUCACCUCGCAGAUUCUGUCUAAACUGUUCCUGGCUGUGUUUGCUACUUGUAUCUUUGAUCUGCUGGUGAGAGGAAUCUGUGAUAAGAGAGUAUAAUGUAAUAUACUUUCUGCAUAUCUAAAAUAGUAUUUAAGUAAACAUUUUAAUUUCUACACACUUAUUGCACUGAACUGGUUUGGGUUUUGUUUUUUUGUUGUGAUAAACUCGGCUCACUUCAGGUCCCAGCACCCAUUUGUGCUGAAGCAGUGUUUGACCUUAGCAGGCUUACAGCAUUAUUUAUAAAGGACAGAUAUAUAUAAAUAUAUGAAGUACCUCAUGUUGAAUGUUAUUGUACUGUAUCUUUAAUGUCACAGUGCAGAUCUUGUUGGACUCAUGAAUGUGUAUAAUCGCGUUAAACAUAAAAAUAAAAAUGAUUCUUAAA
Messenger RNA from Corvus hawaiiensis (hawaiian crow), 5364 nucleotides. It is a transcript of the gene BTBD3, whose product is annotated as BTB domain containing 3. Gene Ontology annotation, cellular component: cytosol. Gene Ontology annotation, biological process: cerebral cortex development; dendrite morphogenesis; neurogenesis. The coding region runs from base 480 to 2045 and encodes 521 amino acids. The record is from RefSeq and is a predicted model, not a curated record. The transcript has 4 exons. Gene Ontology annotation, molecular function: protein binding. NCBI's taxonomy places the organism in Eukaryota, Metazoa, Chordata, Aves, Passeriformes, Corvidae.